Molecule: messenger RNA, 782 nt
Organism: Leucoraja erinaceus (little skate)
Lineage: Eukaryota; Metazoa; Chordata; Chondrichthyes; Rajiformes; Rajidae
Product: rho GTPase-activating protein 15-like
Exons: 3
Coding region: 261-539 (92 amino acids)
Biological process (GO): signal transduction; regulation of GTPase activity
Cellular component (GO): cytoplasm
Source: RefSeq, a predicted model, not a curated record
GUGUGUGUGUGUGUGCGUGUGUGUGUGUGUGUCUGUGUGUGUGUGUGUGAGUGCGUGUGUGUGCUGGGACAGAGGCAGGGGAGGAGAGGGGAGGAGAUCUUCACUGUUCCUGCUCUAUCACAGAAGAGAAGCUGAACUUGGAUGACCCAGACUGGGACGAUAUUCACGUGGUCACUGGAGCCUUGAAACUCUUCUUUCGCGAACUACCGGACCCCUUGUUCCCAUUCUGCGCCUACGAGGAUUUUGUCACCUGCGUCAAGAUGACCGAUGCAGAAGAACGUCUCGAACGAGCCAAGGAAUUGGUGGAAAAACUUCCUCAAAGCAAUCAUGACACCAUAUGUGUUUUGUUCAGACAUUUUCAGAGGGUGGUGGAACACACGCAUGUGAACCGUAUGACGGUGCAAAGCCUGUCGAUCGUGUUCGGCCCAACUCUUCUACGGACUGAAGGAGAUCCGUUGGCCAUGCCUUACUUGACCGUCUACCAGAGCCAGGUGGUGGAAAUGGUCUUGAAUGACUGCGAUCUGCUCUUCACCGAGUGAAGAAGAUUUCUCUCUCCUCCCCUGUCCUCUCCUCCCUCUCCAACCUUCAAGGCCUACCAAGUGGUGAAGGUUUUUGUCAGAGAAGACUUUGACCUCCUCUUCAUGGAGUGAGAUGGCCUCUCCUCUCCUCAUUACUCCAUUGUCUUCCCUCUUCCCUCCUCUUCUCCUAAAAGCCAAGUGUUGUAGAUAGUUCCAGGGAGUGAGAUGGCUUUCCUCCUCUCCUCUCCUCUCCUCUCCUCUCCU